This is a messenger RNA of Malus domestica (apple), 1394 nucleotides long. Its product is annotated as copper-transporting ATPase PAA1, chloroplastic-like. Gene Ontology annotation, molecular function: P-type divalent copper transporter activity; copper ion binding. Gene Ontology annotation, cellular component: membrane. Lineage: Eukaryota; Viridiplantae; Streptophyta; Magnoliopsida; Rosales; Rosaceae. The record is from RefSeq and is a predicted model, not a curated record. Gene Ontology annotation, biological process: copper ion homeostasis.
AACUCAUCUUUCACAUUUAAAACGCACCACCACCUACCACCCACCACCACCACCGCAUUCGAUUCGAUUGUCAGUUUGUCAAAUUGUCAAUUUGUCACAGUGACAGUAUUGUCCUGUCGCUCCACUCUGAAUUUGCUGCAGCUGUUAUUAUUAAGCACGCACGUGCGACUUCAAAUCUUCUGCGAUUAUCUUCAUUUGAUAAGAUAGAUAGUAGAGCAGAAACUUGAAGCUUGAGGGGACAGGCGGCGAUUUUCCAAUGGAGUCCACAUUGUCCGCAGCGACGCCGACAACGGCAGCUCUCCUCGCCGUCUCCAAAUCCCUCAACCGCCGACUGGAAAGGAGGACCUUUCUCAGUCAACGCCUCCCGAGUCGUCUUCUUGCUCGCAGGCACCUCACUUCGGUUCACACCAGCUACUACGGCUUUCAGGCCCCCAAACCUGAUCCUUUCUCUUCCUCUUCUCUGAGAAGUGUCUGCGUCGCUGGCCCGCUUUUACGGCGCCGUUUAGAGUGCGUCGGUAGCUCCGCUUCUUCUUUUGCCUCCGGCGGUGGAAAUGGUGGCUUUGGCGGAGAGAGUGGCGGCAGCGGCGGUGACGGCGAGGGAGGUUCUGGCGGCGGCGAUGCCAAGUCCAAGGUUGCUGCUACUGGAGGCUAUGAGGUUUCGGCGCUCUCCACUGAUGUCAUUGUUCUCGAUGUUGGAGGAAUGACAUGUGGAGGAUGUGCAGCCAGUGUGAAGCGAAUUCUAGAAAAUCAACCACAGGUAUCGUCUGCGACUGUAAACCUCACAACUGAGACGGCAAUUGUGUGGCCUGUGUCCGAAGCGAAGGCUACACCAAACUGGCAAAAGCAGUUAGGAGAGACACUUGCAAACCAAUUGACCAGUUGCGGUUUCAAGUCUAACCUUCGCGGUCAGGGAGCUACGGAAGGAGAUAUAUCACCAUAGAAGUGCAAAAGAUUUCUUGUCAUGCUGAAUCAUAGUAGUUUUUGAUGUAACAAAAGAGGAUUGAAAAUCGUUAUUGGUUCACGACUACUUGCUUACUUAGGCAGUCUCAACAAGCAGCUCAUUGUGGUGGAUAAGUUUGCGGAGCACUUCUGCUAUGGAGCACCCAUUUGUUCCGGAGGAUUUUCGAUUCCUCUUCUCCUCUCCGAGCUUAGCAAUUCCUUAGUUGUCAUUAGGACAUUGAGGACUCCUGGCUUUCUGUAAGUUGGCUGUAUUCCAUGCAUAAGAUAUUUGAGAAUUGGACUGAUUGUUUGCCCAUAGGCAUAGGGUUGAAAGAGUCUUUCCAUGGGGGAAUGUUACCUCGAUAAAUAAGUUUUGAGCAGCAAUCCUACUUCACGUGGAAAUCAAUUAUUUAUGUUUUAUAGCAUUGAUAUAUAAUAUGGAACUUUAACGAAAA